ACUUCACGCACUCAUUCAUUCUCUCUGAGAGAUGCCCUAUCCACAAGACCCACGUACAAGCCUUACCGACUCAUGCUAAGAUGAAGCUUCUACUGGCACUUUGUGCAGUUUGGAACAUCAUCCAACUAUCAGAGGGCUGUUCUUCUGGAAAAAUGACAGAUCGACUCGCCUGUGUAUCUGAUUAUUGGUUUACAAUUACCUGUACUUUGAACAUCACUGACGAGCCUGCAGAUGUCAACAACACCCACUACUGGUUGAAUUUCAUCUGGCCUGAUGAAGCUGGGAACACAUUCAAAUGUCCACUGGUGGAGAUGGGGGACAGUUAUGGUUGCACAUUUGUGGCUGAUUUUGAUGAGAAUGUAAGGUAUAACGACGCUUCAUUUAAUAGCGUGGACUGUUUCAAUGUGCGUCUUUGUUAUAACAUUGACUGCCAAUCAAACUAUGAUAACUUGACAGACUUCGAACCAUCCAAAAAUAUUCAACCAACAGCUCCAAGUCAUCUCGCUGUCCAGCGGACUUUAGAGGGUUACAAAUGCACUUGGCAAAGUGGAUAUGAACACCAUCCUUAUUUAACAGAGUUCCAUUACCAACUCUGCUUCUACAAAUACCCUGGCGAUAAGGGCGAGGUGUUUUGUGUGUCCCCUCAAAACAAAUCUAUUUUAAUUGAUAGAUCUGGACUUAAGCCAGAUACCACAUAUGUUCUGAAAGUCAGAUCUGAGCUAUAUAAGUCCUCUGGAUAUAAAGGACAUUGGAGUCCGUGGAGUGCAUUGGUGCAAUUGAGGACUUAUGCAAAGGAAGCAGAACCAACUAUAGUCCUUGUCCUCAGCAAGUUUGUAUUUCCAGGUUGUGUGAUUGCUGGAGUUCUGUUGUUUGGAUUUUACAACCCCACUAUAAGAAUGAAGAUAAAAUCUUUCUAUGAUGUUCCAAGCCCAGCCCCUUUAUUCCAACCUCUCAACAAAGAUUAUAACAAACAUGUCCAGGACUGGCUUGAGUCAGAGUGCAAUCUGAUACCAACAUACAAACCAGAAGAGUUCCUGACCAUCGAUACUUUGAUUAUUGAGGCCAAACCUAUAGCAGAGGACCAGGACUGCUCAGCUUCAACACCAUAUCCCCUAGCACAAGUUCACACUCCCCAUGUUGGUCCCUUAGUGAUGGACUGGGUCUGCAGUCACAGUCCAAAUGGAAAUGGUCCAGGGGAAAACCCUUACACCCAGCUGCCCUGCUCUCCCCUAGAGCUCCAGUUUGGAGCGAUGGUCACCUCUUUCUCUCAGGACCCUUCGGUCACCUGCGAGGGGGACUCUGGAUGCGAGGACUUAACACUCAGCCCAGACAGCAGCUUGCCUAAUAGUCCUGUAUCUAGUGAGCCAGAAUGCACGUUGUACUGAUUACUGUAUCCUACACGAAACCUCUAAAGGUUUUAUCCCCACUGUUGUGCCCAAAGAGGUCUCUACUCAUCCCUUGAAGAGUUAUUGCAUAGAGGGACCAGGUAAGGAGGAAACCUGUGCCACUGAGUGAAGUGGUUUCUUAUUUGUAAUUCUGAUGUAGAAUUGUGUAUACUAUACUGUAAUGAAGUGUGUUUUGUCUGUUUGAAAUAAUGUACAUUUUUUAAUUACUAUAUCAAUUGUUUGAUAGCUUAAAUAGCUAUUUUGGACCAGUUCAUUUCAUAAUUUGUCUGCACUGAUGGCACUAGAGCCAUUGAUCCUUCAGUAUGUGAGAUAACCACCAGAGGACGCUGCGACUCAACACUUGCUACUAUCUAUAGGAUAAAUUGGCGAGGUGCAGUUUCUUGGAUGAACAAUUUCAUCUAUAUGUAAUAUUUCGAAAGUAGUUUAAUAAUCCUGUAAUUAUUA
Molecule: messenger RNA, 1850 nt
Organism: Oncorhynchus gorbuscha (pink salmon)
Lineage: Eukaryota; Metazoa; Chordata; Actinopteri; Salmoniformes; Salmonidae
Gene: il21r.2
Product: interleukin 21 receptor, tandem duplicate 2
Exons: 9
Coding region: 81-1385 (434 amino acids)
Biological process (GO): cytokine-mediated signaling pathway; immunoglobulin mediated immune response
Cellular component (GO): external side of plasma membrane
Molecular function (GO): protein binding; cytokine receptor activity
Source: RefSeq, a predicted model, not a curated record